Acaulospora colombiana is the source of this 427-nucleotide messenger RNA. The record is from the annotation of a GenBank genome assembly. NCBI's taxonomy places the organism in Eukaryota, Fungi, Glomeromycota, Glomeromycetes, Diversisporales, Acaulosporaceae.
AUGCCGGACAAAACUCAAGGAGGUUCUUUGAGAGUUGUCAAAGAUUGCGCCAGUGGAACUGUUGGUGGCAUUGUUCAAGUGUUCGUCGGACAGGUGGGAGGCAAUUCAGUGGGCGAAAGGCUUCAGACACAACCGAUACCCAAACCCGGAGAACAAGCGAAGUACACUGGUAUGUUUGAUUGUACUCGAAAAAUCAGGAAAAAUGAAGGAUUCAGGGCAUUUUACAAGGGAACAACAACUCCUUUAGUCGGUGUCGGGGCAUGUGUUUCAAUCCAAUUUGUGGUUUUGGAAUUCAUGAAGCGUCUCUUCAAUGACAGCAAUGGGGGCACCGGGGCACCCCUCACGAAUCCACAGUUGUAUUGGUCCGGUGCAAUUGCGGGAACGGCUAAUUCACUCGUCUCGGGCCCGGUUGAACACAUUCGUACUC